Messenger RNA from Xyrichtys novacula (pearly razorfish), 31154 nucleotides. Lineage: Eukaryota; Metazoa; Chordata; Actinopteri; Labriformes; Labridae. The record is from the annotation of a GenBank genome assembly.
GAUGCAUCGGGAGGCUCUUUGAGAGGCAGUGGGUGGUCCCAUGGUUGCAGAGAACCACUCCCUCACACCGGUCCCCUCCCCACCAUUCCCCUCCCUCUGCAAACCAGGAGCCCUACCCAGCUCCCUGUUCAAGCACUCUGCUCAGCCCAGAAGAGCAGCCACACAGAAAAAAAAGUUAAAAUCAACUCAGAGGAGAGGAGGGAGGGAGGGAGAGAGAGAGAGAGAGAGAGAGAGAGAGAGAGGGCAGAAAACGCCCUGGAAACUUUGUUGACCAAGAUAUAGGAAAAGAGUGACAGAAUCCUCACAGACAGCUAAGUUGUGACUGGAAGAAGUGCUCUUACUUGGGCUGGGUAGAAGGGGAGAGGACACGUUUUCAAGGAUGCUCAAGCUGGUAUAAGGCUUCUAGGGCGCACAGACUGCGCACAGGUAAAUAUGCACUUUUUUCCUUUCUGUGAAUGAGAUAAAUGAUUUUUUGUGAAUUUUGCUGGCUUCAAACUUGAUUAUUAAGAAAUGAAGAUAAAGAGUUGCAAUCAUUUUGCCAAAGCUUGAACACCCUCCUGGCAAAAGUGUCAAAGUUAUCCAUGUGACAUUUCUGUUUAUAUUCCAAUGAGCUUUUAUGGUCAGCGCUAUCGGCGGGAAGUUAAAAGUGACUUUGUACUGCUUUAUUGCCUGUGUUUAUCACAUGGAACAUCCUAAAACUUUCCCAGAGGAAACUUUUGACGCAGCCAACUUUUUCAUAAAAACAAAACAUGUAUCAAUAUUUACAUGCGUUCAUGUAGAGGUGUAAAGUGGCUGGGAUUUUGUGUGAAUACUUUUCUAUACUAUAAAUACUGAUUUAAAAUAGCUUAGGAUGUGAGAGGUGGGUGUGUUCUCAUAGUCGCCACAUGAAUGCAGAGGAGUUGACUGGAGUUGCGCACUUCACUUUUCCUCUACGGGCACUCAAAGUUUUUAUCCACAGUCAGUCUGAGUGCUAGUAGGAAGAGAUUUCUUCAUAUGAUUUUCAUAACUAACAAGUAGCACACACUGGAACUCUCUUUGUGCAGUGAUUGGACUGUUUUGCAACAUGGAUGUCCUUUGCACACAUAAUCUCUAGUCUUUAGGGUGGAGGAUUUUUCUAAGCACUGACGUAUCCUCCACUCUCUUGGUGAGAAAAGAAAGCAGUGGAGAUUUAAAAGAGUCACGUUGUUUAUGUUGAGAAUGCCAUUUAGAAGUUUCUCUUUUCUGUCUAACACCUUUAUCUGAGGCUGGGCUUUUAAAAAGUAAAGGUAACAACUUCCCCAUGAGAGUUCGCAGCAGCUUGCUUGGGUGUGGAUUCUUCUCUUUCACCUCCCUCCACCCCCUCCUUUUUUUUCUCCCUCCCUUCUUGCUUUGCUGUCUCCUCACAGAGGCACACCCUUCACAGCCAAAAAAGAAAAAGAAAAGAGACGUACACGCUGCAGACUGUCGUCGCGUUAAGUCAUUAAACACAUAGAAAGGAAUUUCUUUCAAUGACAAGGGGGUCCAGAGGUAUUAAAGAAAAAGUUAUCAGAACUUUUUCUCGAUCUGUUUACUAUUUUUAAGUGACACUCAUAAUCAUGAGACACAUGAGGCAAUGGAAAUCCUUGCUUUUGGCUGUGCAUUUUUCCUGUUGAGGAAUGCGGUGAACUUUUCUGAAGGUUUUUGAUAUGAUAUGAGUGAGUUUUCCGGCCAGAGUGACACUAGUUAAAAAUGAAAACUAUCGCUUCAGCUUGUGGCAUGUUUGCUUGUCCUAAAUUCCCAAAUUCUUUGGCAGAGAUAGAUCUCUCUCUUUCCUUUACCUUGGGUCUCUUAACCUGGGCUGAAGGCCAGAGUGUGCAGGGGAGGUAAGAGGGAGGGGGGUCAUAGGAGGGAGGAAGACAGGGAAAGAAAGUCAGGGAGUGAGUAAGUAAAGGGGGAUGGGCGGGGCGGGGGCGAGGAGGGGAGUAAUGGAAUGUAGUGGUUUGGAAAGACAAGCUAAUUGAAACCAGGUUUGGGGCUUAGAUGGGGGAGCUUAGACUUCGCACAUUUGGAGAAAGAGAGAAACCCAUUUGAUUUGCUUACAAAGCUGAUCUAUUUGUCUGCAUAACAUUUCAAGCUUAAACUGAAUCUUUCCAGGUGUGAUCCAGAUCAACACCUUACAUACAGACCUGUCUGUCUGUAUUUUAUAUUUGAUCAAGACGGGAGAAAUGCUGUGGAAAAUGCCGAUGAGACAUAAUCCUUUGUUGAGUCAUAUUUCGAGUUUGUCAUCGCUUGUCCUCAGCAGCUCCCUCCUGCCACACCCAAAAAUCAUUUCAGCAGAGUGUCACACUUUUUCGCUUCCUGAACUCAGCCAUUUUAUACAUGUCGCACUACUCCACGUGUGUCAAAUAACCCACAGCUGUAAAAAUUUUUCAAAUUCUUCUUGUCAAGUUGAUGUGUUGUGCCAAAUGGUGACACAAAGCUCAAAGUUGUUUGUGGUGGUUGGCAUGUAAGCUAUUUCAUGUUUAGCAUUCUUAGUGUUUGAAAUAUCUGUAUUUUGCCACGCGUGUAGGCAAAGGUAUAAACCCAUUCAAAUGUCAUAAAAAUUGUUCGAAUAAGGUUGCCGCUGCAUUAGAAUGGAAAAUUAAAAUGAUGUGAGAUAACCAGGGGCUCUUCAAGGAGAAGAGACUGAGGUUAAAUUGCGAAAUAAACACAUUAAUUUCCAUACUUUUUGCAAACAGGCAAAAUAAAUAAAUAAAUAUAUCAUUAUUAUUUUUUAAACAGCCGCGUGUUUUUGUGUUUCUGAGUUAACCGAGUCCUGAUGACGACUGCCCAUUUUCACAAUGAUUUUGAUUUUUUCAUUUAUGUAUUGCAUAAUAAAUUUGGAUCACAAUUUAGGGCACCAAAAUCUAUCUACUAGUUACAUAGUAGUUUCUGAUUGCCUGUAGCUAAAAUGUUUGUCAGUCAAUAUGUCCUCAUUUUUGCCAGGGGCGGAUUCUGUUUGCCUAAAUUCCUGCACAGAGGGCUACAUUAUGCUGUAACAUUAAGCUCUGAAGAACUCCUGGUAUUCUCAAAACCACACUGUACACUUUUGAAGGGGCUCCAUUGAUCAAAUCUUGCUCAGUCAUGACAGCAGACGUUGGCUGAGUACAAGCUGUCACUCGUGCUAAUUUUACUCCACAUGCCACCAAUGUGACAUAGAGCGCAUUUUCUUUGUAGCCUAAAGAAAAGGACGUGGCUUUUGGCUAUUUAGAGUCUUAGCGUGAUAGUGUCAAGAUAUUUAUCUUAGCAGCCUGUCACUGCCACCAUAUAUUCUCACUCAGUUGAAUGGCAGCACAGACGAGAAAAGUGGUGUUGCUCUGCCGUGCCACUGUGAAACGGAAAGAAACUGGUCUCUAGCUCACUUCCUCUGUCGUUUCCUCAUGGGUUUGUUGAGUGGGUGGCUGGAAGGAGGGACAGAGGCAAAAAAUAGGGAGGUGGAUGUGGUGUGUGAGUUAAAAAGAGAAUUUGAGUGCAAUCAGACUGUAGCUUAUCUAUUUUUACGCUUGCCAUUUCAAUUGAGUCAUUUGGGUCCUCUGUCAACAUGAAAUUCUUACCUAGAGAAGAGUAAAUAAACAAUAGCCCAUAUUAAGACAAACACCACAGAGAGGGAAGUUUAGUGCUCUUCCAGCUGCCAUCAAACAUCUAACUGUGGAAUGUGAUUUUAGAAACUCUUUCUGAGCGCUCCACCCAGCAGCCACUCCCUUCUCAUCCAUCCAUCCAGUGCUGCUUUGGAAUGUUUCAGCAUGUCCUCGGUGUGCACUGGGAAGUACCUAUCAUCAGCAUUACUCGCCUUGUUGUCAAGAAAUAGUGAUUUAAGAAUUAUGAUAAUACAGUCAUCACAAGUGCACAUAAUACUGCUCCAAGUCACACCCAUACACACGCAUGCAAUCUAGACUUGUUUAUGCAGCUUUCAGUCUGGUGGGACUAUUGCAAGCAUGGAAAUUAGAGGGGUGUGAAUCAGUUUUUCAGAUAAGCCAAUAACUUUCACCAUUAGUCUGCCAAACAUCUGUUAUUCCAAAGCUGAGAAAAAAAAAAAAAACUUACAAAAUGGUUGCUGCACAAAGCAGUCUACCUGCCCCCUACUUACUGUCUGACCCACACCCUUGCAGAAAUGCAGAAUGUUGCCCCAUGCUGGACUGACAUGAAGUAUCUGUUACAAAACUGCUUGGAAUGAGGCCACCGAAAUGUCAGGGCAGCAAGGGCUUGGAAUGUAAAUUUGGAAAUACAUUUAGCUUUGUUUAGAUAUUCUUUAUCAGGCAUAACACACACUUAAUAAUGACACUAAAAAGGUGACAUUCUUUUAUGCUUGUUAAUUCUGCAGGGGUGUAAAUGCUUAGAGUAAAUACAUAACACUAUGCUUGUGAUUCAAGGUAAUGCAGAGAUUCAUCUGUCAGAGCCGCCAUUGAACUCUCCUCCUCACCUCUGUCCCCCUAUGCCAUGGAUUGACAUGCACAUGUUCUUAUUCCAAUAGGACUUUUGCACAACUUCAACGAAAACAGACUGAGUGAACAGACAAACUGCUUGGCAGUUAGGUGGCGCAGCCUGUAAAACUUUGACAUAGAAGUUUGUCGUUCACUAGUGACAUCUAUGUAAACUUGCCCCUCCCUUACCUCUUUCUGAGUUGUAACUAGUUAUGCCAGUUUUACAUUUGCAUUCUUAAUAAGCUAUUCUGCAUCUCUUCACCCUUUUUUAUACUCCAUCAAUUGCUCAAUGUUCUUGGCUAUGAAACUGCCUGUAGGCGCCAUCCCAUGAUCACUUCUCAUCUAGAACUUCAGCGACAGACAAAAUGUUUUGUUUCCUUUUUUUGCAAGAGUUAUGUUUGUUUUCUUUUGUAUCUUCCCAUAUGACAGUGUCUUAGUUAAGUUUAUGACACAGCUUCAGAAGAUAUGAAAAAUUCUUUUUAAAUCUCAGCACAUAUGGAACAAAUUAAAGAAACCUCAAGAGAGGAAAUUCAAAGGGAGAUACUCCCUUCUCUGAUGCAUCUCACUGUUCCAGAGAACAAUGAGUAAUGAUAGGAGCUGUGAGUUAUCUUGUACCUAAAGCCUUUGACAGCUUAAAACUGUUCUUUACUUUCCUCGUGUGAACAUGAAGCUUAUUUACGAUGUUAAUAAAGUCAUAGUUCAGUUUUCUUUCAGAGAAAGCCCUGGUCUUGUUUGUGAUCUUGUACAGAGUUUUCCCAAAUGUUUCCAUUUUGUGCAAAACUCGUGCCAAAGUCACAAUAGUUUAAUCAGCAACACGCCAAGUUGGCGUCAGUGGGCAGGCUCUGGUCUUGGGCAGAACUUGUGGUGUGGUUGAGGGCUAUGUGGACUACAGAGUGCAAAAAGGAACCACUUAUUUUGACAUGCAUUCCUUUCAUAUGCGUCACACUUGCAUGUCCUAUCUGCGUUUUUGAGGGGAGUGUGAACCCACGCCGGGGCCUGCUAUGUCUCCUGUGAUUGUUGUACUUGCUACAAUGGAGAUAGCAGGAACAGGGAGUCCAUUCUGUUUUGACAACACAACUGAUUUGUGUUUGGUCACUGCUUCCCUCUUGACUGAGGCCUUUUUAUUUGUUCAUAAUCCAAUCUUAUCACUCACCAGCUCUGCUGUGCCUGAUUCACUUAGGAUUGAGCUUUAAUCAUUGACUCACCGCUCUCUGUUUUCUGCCCACCAAAAUCCACUUUCAUUGACUGAAGCCUCCUUGAUCAAUAUCCAGUGUGCUGUGACCGAGUUACAAACAGACUGUGAAAUACUUAACAGUCUUGGUAUGUUCCGUAAAGGCAGAUAAGACACCUGAGGCGAGAAGGAAAAUGAUAGCAGUGAGAGGUAGACUUAUGUUUGUUGGUUCUAACUGGAAAAUGGGUGGAGCCAACAAAAGGGAUGAUGACAACAAAGGUGAAAUGGGAUCUUGGGGGGGGGGGGGGGGGGUUAACAGGGUGUUGUUUAACACCCAUUUUUGAUUGAGCGUGGUGUUCUUAUUUAUUUGAGCAGAACCUGGAGGUCAGAGGAUGUAGUGGACUGACUACAGGAGGGGGUGGGUACUCGGGCAGGGUGCAGGGUGGGCGGCACAGAUUGGAGCCAGAGUCAAAGAGAAAGAGGACAUUUCUUUGGAGUUAGUCACUGCGGGGAGAGGCUGGGCUCCCUUCCAGCUGGCCUGACGGCUCUAUCAAGGAAUGUGUGAGACUGUAGGCCUGGGUGGGGCUGUGCACUGAGCUGCUCCCUUUGCGAGGCAAGCUCAGGGGCAAAGAGAUGUGAUCCACCUCGUGGACUGCGGCGUGGUAUUUCUACUCUCUAACGCAGUGUGAUUUUAUUUUCUGUUUAUGACCGCACUUGACCCCAGUGUGCAUUCCUGCAUGUGUGUUUAUGGGAGCUGUCUCGCCGAAGUAUUGAGAACAAAAAGUGGUGAAACGUGUGUCUUAUCUUGUGAGUUUGUGUGCUCAGAUAAGGCCACUGAAAAGAUUUCUCUUUGGCAUCUUAUAUUUGAACAUUGCAUAACAUUAAGUUCAUCGACAAAGCUAUCUCAAGAGAAAUCACUCUACCAAUUUGCAGCAAAUCCCCUCUGGCAUUAACUCCAGACCUAAAUUGAUACCACUGAAAAAUAUACCUCUGUCCUUCAGUCAGCCCUUCACCUGCUAAAUAUCUGACACGCCAGUCUGUUUAUUACGUCUCUGUAACAAGAGUAUGGGCUGGAUAGUGUACACAGCUGCUGUGGUGUGUGGAAGGCUCCAUACACAAACAAAGCUACAAACACAUACCGGCUGGCAUCUAUCUCUUCUAUGUCCUGCUUACUCCUGUGAAAGACCAGUUGAAUAAAAUCGAAUCCAAAACUGCGCUCCCUUCACAAAAACAUUUCAAGCUUUGCACCAGUGUUGCUGUUUUUAUGGAGCAUGUGUGCUAACUUUCUCCCAAGCUUUUCAGUCUCACAAACACAGUUAUUGGGUGUAAUUUUCAACAAGGUAAUGAACAAGGCCAACUGAGGAGGGGGAGGUUAAUGAUGGGGUUUGAGAGGCUGUCUCGGAAGAAUUUUUCGGAGGGACAUGUUCCCACCGGCAGAUGCCUGUCUGUACACACAUCAAGUCUGGUUCUGUUUGUACCAAGACUUACAAAGAGAAGGCUUUGUUUCACAAUAUGCCUGUGGGUUGAAGCAAUAAUCCUCAUAAGCUCUGUAAGAUAUAAGGCUAGUCACAACAAGUAAAAGUGACUCAGAAUGCAGAAGGCCACAAAUAAUGUAUAGUUGUGUCAGCAAUUUCAUCACUAAACUGGCCUCAGAGGCUGCUCACCUUACAGCUUGUAUAUUACAGUGAUUUCAUGUUCCACACCCUUGCAGAGUAGUCUUGGCUCACAGUGCUCACCUUUUAAGUUAAUCCAGACCAGAGAGAUUAAAAAGCAUGUUUUACAGUUCUUUGACUUUCUAAUAUCUCUAAAUUUGCCAUUUAAACACUCAUUAAAAUUCUAUCAAAGUGAAAUGUGCUACAAAGAUUAUACAUAUUAUCAUCUUCAGGAGUAAAUGCCACUCUUAAAUAGUCGAUGGAUUUACAGCUUAUUUUCUUGAAAGUGUGUCUUUUGCAUAAUUACUUGCAGAGUCAAUACAGCGAACUAUUUGUUAGUUAAUUAUUACAGACUCUAAAGCCUUUGACUCGGCAGGCCUCAGUAAAUUUGAAAAUUCCAAGAGUAAAACCGUAGCAUGUCAUGUUAGGACAAAUAUCUCAGAGUAACAGCUGCUUAUGUGUGAGGAUUCUGUUGUCUGUCUGACCUGCAGCUUAAUCAUGAUCUGUUAUUACAUAAGUUAGCAACAAGGAAAAUCAAGGAUAGUUUUUAUUGCUAUUGCUAGUUAACAAAUUGCUAAUAGCUGAAUCUCUAACUGGUGUUUGCUUUUUUUUUGUCAACAGAAGUCAAGAAAACGAAAAAAACCGACACAACAUCCUGCAGAAGCCCUUGGUGUUGCUUGAGCAAUCCGAGGUAAGUUCUUGUAGAUUUACAAGAAAAACACAUUUGUAACCAUCUAGGAAAGACAGCUAAAUUUCAAAUGAUCCAUCCUCCCACCACAACACCACUUACUUUGUCUCAUCCUAAAACUGCACUUCUCUACGGGCACAGAAAAUUGGAAUGCUUGUUGCAAAGCCUCCCUUUGAACCUGGAAGGUCAUGCCUCUGCCAUUCAGCUGUGAAAGGCCUGCCUUGUGGAAACCUGACACUUGGCUGCUUCUGCUCCCAGUGUGUCCUCUUUGCAUCCGUCUUUCCUCUCCCCAAACAACACCUGUUCUGCCCGAACCCCCUUUCCCCCUCUUAUGAAACAACUGUGUCACUCUGUUUGAACUGUAUAUUGUUGGCAGCUAUGGACAAUUUAUUUCUCAGGUGUGGGGACCGAUCUGAACUGCAAACAGGCCAAUGACCGGCUUAGAGAGAGGCAUAUUUAGAGGUGCACUGUGGUUGCACUUUAGUUAACUGAAGAAUUUGUCUAGGCUGGCUGUCUCCACGCUUCCCCUUGCUUCGCACACAUGCCAGGCCAUAAUAACAUGAGGGAUAAAUAAGCUCAGCUGUGUCUCUUGCCUUCAUGGUCCCCUUUGAGGAAUUCUGUAGAAGACUCAUUCUGUCUGUGUUUUUACAAUAGACUUGGGAUGAUGUCACUUGUCAAUUUUAAGAAGUGACAUCAACAGCAAUAGCCCCAUAUUUCGACUUGGCUUUUUUCGCUCUGCUCUUUCAGUACUACACUCUUUCACUUAUCUUUUUUAUUUCCUUACCCCUACAUCUCCCUCCCUCUUUUCGAAGGUAACUACUUGGGUAAAAUUAUACAGAUGGAAAGUGAGGGUAAACAAAAAAGGGAGAAGAAUUCAGUGAUUACAUCCUGAGGUAAUUUCACACUGUGAGAGAUUGGAAAAUACAUUAAAAAGAUGCUUUCUUCACCAGCUCUUAGGAAGAAUUUCUAAACAUAUGGAUGGUGCCAUCAGUUUGUGAACCAGACAUUUUCAAGAGACCCACACCAGCCAACAAGAAUAAGCUCCUUGUCUGAGAAUUAAAAUCUUUCAAAUUCACUCCCCCCCUUCUCAGAUGUUGCAUAGCUUCAAACAAGCCUUUGGAGAUGAGGGAGCCUAGAUCAUAUGAAAUGUUUGUCUGCUAUUUCUGUUCGUUUCUAUGGACAAAAAGAGGUGGAUGUGCAAAUGAAGCCACACAGUGACCUAUGGGGAAAAACAAAAGAUUCUCUAGUUUCAGCCAAUUCCUUUGGGAUGCAGAGAGGUCCAGUUGAAAUACUACAACCAGUAGUGUCAGCUGAUCUUAGUGAAAUUUGAUCUCCAUGGGUUAAUAUGGUAAAUUUUCCCUCUGGUACUAGGGAGACUUUUUUGUCCUUUCCACACUCACAUUCAACAUUUGUGUUUGAUGCAUGAAAUAUUGCAUGUAUGCUGUUAGGCUCAAGUCUUGAUAGAAUUAUGCUGCAAGCCUCAGAAGUCACACUGAAAUAGACAUUGAUAAGUAGGAGGUAGCCUGCUGGUGGUAUGUGCAACAUUUAGAAUUAACAUUAUUCCUGCUGUUUGCAUGAUAAGAAAAAGUUUAAAUGUAUUUUAGAGAGAGAGGCAUAAUUUGACCUUCCAGCAUUGCAUGCAUUCCCCAGUAUUCCCUGUAUGCAGGACCAGUCUAUUAUUAACAUGUGUUAAUUGAUGCAUUGCAUGUUGAGUGUCUAUGGACAGGGUCCAGUAAACUGGGAAGACUAUUGAAUAAACCACGUUGCAUUUCAAACUACUUAUCAAUGAUUUCUCAUAUAUUUUUAAAUUAUGUAAAAACAAAGCUAUGUUAAUGGUUGGUAAACCAAUUUGUCAAGGGAAGAUGACUUGCUCAUGUACACUCACCACUACAUAAACAAGGUUUACUACAUUUUUGAAAUCCAGUGCAAAAGCAUCAGUGUGGUCCUCAAAUGGUGUUUAGAAUGCUUUAGAUUUGCUGUGUGGCAAGAUCCGUAGGAGAGCAGUAGAGCAGUGCAUGCCAUGAACUCUUAAAACAGCCAUUUUCUUUGUAUGGGGUUUUCCUUUUUGGGCAUCUUGGUGAUUUGCAGAAAAGUACAGAGCCAAAAGUAAAUUGUAAGAUAUACUUUGUCUCACGUUCCCUUGCUUUCACACCCAUAAGUUUUAUCUCCCAGUACUCUAAAGAGUUUGAAACAAAGAGAUAUGAUGUUGACAAAAAGUUGGUUACUGGUUACAAGUGUAUUCUACCAAAACACAAACUGCCUGUUGGCUAACUAACUCAUACACUGCUUCCUUCCUGCCCUGGUCUUUUUUAUUUUUUAUUGGCUGGUGCCUGGCAAAAAUACAGUUCUGCAGAAAUACGAUGCAAUUACAGCAGACUGGUUAACGUUAAAAUGUUAAACAAAUACUUUUUUUUUUUAAGAAGACAGCUGUUCUUUCAGAGGGCCACAAAUUACACUGCCAGAUCAGAUUUUCACCUCACGAUUAUGGUGGCCAAAAAAUUACAAGAACAAUAUUAUUCAACAUUUAUGGAAAAAUGUAAAUCUAAAACAACACUGUAGGUAAAAAAUGAGAAAAGUCAAGAAAUGAGUACAGCAACAAGAUAUAUGUUAUGAAUACUGAAAGUGCUUAGUAUUUACAUAUAAAAACAGAUAACUAAUAUGCCAUCUUCCGUUUGUACUAUGUUCAAAUUUAUGAUUUAUCCACAUCACUGACUGUAACUGAAACUUCUUUAAAGAAGACAUUGCAACAGAAAAUGAUUCUCUGCAAUUUGUUAUUUUUUCCCUAAAUUUUACAACUAUGCUUUUAUUUGGAAGAAUGAGCUACUUCCUGUUAGUGGCAACAAAGAAUGGUGUGAAAGUAUAGAAUUUCAAUUGAUUUUUAAGUUGCACAAAAGAUUACUUAGAGACACAUACUCCAAAAAUAAUGAAGUAUCAGUUUUUAAGAGAGCUGCUUCAAGACAGUUCUCAGGCAGUCCAUCUAUGAGCUCACGGUAUAACCGUCUGCCAAUAUUUUAAUUAUAAAGCAUGAUUACCAUCAAUACUGGUAUACUGCGACAACCUUAGCUGGGUAUGAAAGGAAUUAUGUUAUUUGGGUAGAGAAGAGUGUGAGGGACUGGUCAGCUUGUUAAGAUACAUUAGUGGAAAUCUGCCAGUACCUACAUUGUCUGAGUAUGUUUAAAUACUAAUCCAGUGAAUAAUGGGAUCGUUGUUUUGUCAUCGCAAGGGAAUCUCAAUUACACUAAAUAAUUAGGUCAGGUGAUGAAAUUUGUGAUACUCAUGAAAGCAACUAUAAAAAGUACAAUAAUCUUCCUAAUUCAAUGAGGGCAUUAAAUAACAAAACAAGUAGUCUGCCUAGAAUUGUGUUUUAGCAUAAAUCUGAUAAUCUUAUUAUUGAUUUAGUUGUCUUCGUAGGUAUCUGUGCUGUGGAGUGGAGUGGAUAAAUGUUUUUGUACUUUUUGCAGCUUUAUGUGUGUUUUAAUAAAACAACGCCAGGUAGGCUUUAACAAUCAUUAUUUCCUCGACUGACAUUAGAAUUGUAGAAGAGGGGUGAAGAGGCAGGAAACAGCUGUUUUACUUAGAGUGGGUGAGAUUUGCCCUCAAUCAAUUUUCCAAAACAUUUAACACCCAAGAAGGAUCUGGUGGGUGUUGUUUUGAGGUGGUUAGGGUUACAUUUUUUUUAAGGGUUCUUACACCAUCUAGUGUUCACUUUAGAGACAUGCAAACCAGACUUUUCUUGCUUGAACAAAAUCAGGUAUUGUAGAAUAUGAAUGGGGUUAAAAUUAGUUGGUUUGAAUAAAUAGUAUUUUCUGAAGAUAAACUGAUACACUGUUUGCAAUGACUCUGUCCUAAAUUUUACCUGUUCUUUACACAGGAAAACAAAAACUGAGAGUCCAUCACACUUGAGCUUAAAUAAAGGACAAUACAGCAAGAAAGGUAUCUUGUAAAUCAAAUUCACAAUAAUGCACUAUAUGUCACCCUGCAUAGCAACAUGGCCAUGCAUACACUAUGUGUUUUUUCACUUUACCCAUGUAUGACCAUGUUAACAGAUGGCUGAAGAAGAGGAAACCAGGGAGGUGCUUUUCCAAGACUGGGAGGGUCCAGACAAAACUGGUUUGACUAUUGAACAGACAAGUGAUGGAGAGCUCUUUGUUAAGGAGGUGAAAGGAGAGUCACCUGCAGCACGGUCUGGAAAAGUAUAUGAAGGUAGCAAAAUCCUUUUAUCUCAUCAUCAAGUAUGAAAUAUAAAUGGACACAUACAUGCUCACUUAUCCCCACAUACUUUCUGUUAACUAUCCUCUUGACUUGUAGGUGACCAGAUUGUGGGUGCCACUGUCUACUUUGACAAUAUGAGCUCUGAAGAAACAGCUGAGCUACUGAAGACAUUGAAUCGUCACAAGGUUGGACUAAAACUACAAAACAAAGGAGACAAGUCACCUUGCUACUCACCCUUGAGCACACCGUGUCGUUCACCAAUGGGCACGCUGACAUGGGAAGGGAAAACCCGCUUUGGAGGUUCAAGUCCGGAUAUCAUCCUUGUAAGUAAAUGUUUUCUUGAAUUAUAUUUCCUUUUCUGUUUCUGGGUAUGUUUUGAACAAAAUGUGGAUAUACUAAUAUUUCAAUUUUGUCUUUCUGUUUUUUUCCCCUGUCUACAGGGUGGUGAUGAUGAGGACUAUAAAAGAAUUUACACAAAAAAGAUUAAACCAAGGCUGAAGUCUGAGGAUCUUGCAGAGGGUGUAGAUGUUCGCACAGAGCGUCACAGCAGCACAAGCAGUGAUGGCAGCACAAUAACCACCAUCACCCGUCGCAUCACAACCUACACUGUGGAUAUGCCAAGCGGCAUUAGUGAGCAACUUGAACUUUCAAACCCAGAGUUUAAGGGGCUAAGGCUUGAAUCUGGUGAUGGCUCUCCUCAUAUCAGAAUCUCACAUGGCAGUCCUUCAGGUAAAGUAGAAGAAGAAGGAGUUUUUGAAAGCAGUGGUGUCUCUUACUCUGGGAAAUCAGUUGGCUCCAUAGAGACACGCUGUAUCAGCGGAGGAGUUAAGACCACAACCAUAACAAGAGAAGUAGAAAGAGAAAAAGGUGCAGGACUAAGAUUUCAAGAGCCUAACUCUGGAGUCACGGAGGGUAGAGGCCAGGGGGGCUUCGAGAUCUCAAGAGGCAAUGGAGAGAAAGGAGAAGGAAUCAUGCGUGUGUCAGAAUCAAUUAUGACACUAGGCGGCAGCUCAAACACCGAUAAUGGCCAGGUUGAGGUGAGGGGUGGUGAAGGGGUUUCUUCAGCAGGUGAGAAGACAGGGUCAGCUAGCGUGUCUUUGCCGGGAAAACGCAUGCAGAUUAUGACCUCAUCUACAGAAAAAAAACAGGGGGAAGAUUCAGACAAAAGCUAUGGAGACAGGACAAAAGUAAAAGUAUCUGAAUUCAGCAUCCCUUGUCCAAAGGCAAAGGGAUUAAGUACUGAAAUCCAGAAUGUUACACAUAGUGACAGCUCAACAGGACUGGACACUACAUUAAAAGGAGGAAGAAUAGGAGGAGCAAAGAUAACAGUAAGCAAUUUUACCUCAGGAUAUUCCUCAACUCCAGGCAAGAUUUUUGUUGAAGGUGUGGAUGUCAACCUUACUGGUUCAAGACAGGGAGGUGAAGUAAAUGCCAAGCUACCAAGCACUGAACAAGACAUCCAAACACCAGGAAUAGACAGUAAAGUGCCAAAGGAUGAAAUACAGAUCCCUAUAAGUGGCACAGGAAAGUCAAUACCAGAGGGAACCAGUGUUAAAGUUGAACUCAACUCAAGCAUCAAAACCAAAGCAACAAAUAGUGCAGACACUGAUAUUGAUGUCAAAGGUCAACUGGUCAGAGGGAAAACUACUAGUAGUGUUGAAAUAUCAAAACUCCAAACAAUUGGUGGAGAAAUAGAUGUGAAACUUCCAACAAAAGAAUAUGUCAAAAAAGGGGAACUUCAGAUGAAAGGUCCAGUAAUAGGUGGACCAAAAAUCAACACACCAGAAGUUAAUCUCAAUCUGAGAGGUCCAGAGAUAAAGGGAGAUGUGGAUGUGUCACUUCCGAAGAUAGAGGGUGACAUCAAAGCACCUGAACUUGACAUAGAAGGCCCAGACAUGGAUAUCAAAGGCCACAAAGGAGGAUUUGAAAUGCCAAAGAUCAAAAUGCCAUCAUUUGGCUUCGAAGGCCCACAAGCAGAGGGUCGUGAUGUUUAUGUCAACAUUCCAAAAGGAAAGAUUGACAUUGAGAAACCUGAUGUUGACAUCAAAGCUCCAGAGAUUGACAUUGAAGGACUUGAUGGCAAACUCAAAGGACCCAAAUUAAGCAUGCCCAAAAUUUCUGGACCCAAAAUAUCCAUGUCAGAAAUGGAUAUCAGUCUAAAAGGGCCUAAAAUCAAAGGUGAUGUUGAUGCGUCAGUUCCAAGGAUCAAGGGUGACAUCAAAGCUCCAAAGGUGGACAUUGAAGGACCUGACAUUGACAUUGAAGGUAACAAAGGAGGAUUCAAAAUGCCAAAAAUAAAUAUGCCAUCAUUUGGAGUGAAAGGUCCACAUGUUGAUGUCAACCUUCCCAAGGCUGAUGUUGACAUCAAAGCUCCAGAACUGGACAUCAAAGGACCCGGGUUGGAAAUUGAGAGUCCAAGUGGCAAAAUCAAAGGACCCAGUAUACAAAUGCCAUCAAUUUCCGGUCCAAAAGUCUCCCUGCCAGAUGUAAACGUAAUCAGGAAAGAUUUAAAAUUUCAAGGUGAUGUGGAUGUGUCAGUUCCAAAGAUCAAAGGUGACAUCAAAGCCCCAAAGGUGGACAUUGAAGGACCUGACAUUGACAUUGAAGGUAGCAAAGGAGGAUUUGAAGGGCCAAAGAUCAAAACUCCAUCAUUUGGCUUCAAAGGUCCGAAGUUGGAAAGUCCUGAUGUUGAUGGAAACCUUUCAAAAGGAAAGAUUGACAUUGAAGGACCUAAAGUUGACAUCAAAGUUCCAGAGAUUGACAUAAAAGGACCCGAUGGCGAACUCAAAGGACCCAAAUUAAGCAUGCCCAACAUUUCUAGACCCAAAAUAUCCAUGCCAGAUAAGGAUAUCAGUGUCAAAGGGCCUAAAGUCAAAGGUGAUGUGGAUGUGUCAGUUCCAAAGAUCGAAGGUGACAUCAAAGCCCAAAAGGUGGACAUUGAAGGACCUGACAUUGACAUUGAAGGUGGCAAAGGAAGAUUUGAAAUGCCAAAAAUCAAAAUGCCAUCAUUUGGCUUCAAGGGCCCAAAGUUGGAAGGUCCUGACAUGGAUGUAAACCUUCCUAAAGGAAAUAUUGACAUUAAAGGACCUGCUGCUGACAUCAAAGCUCCAGAGAUUGACAUUGAAGGACCCGAUGGCAAACUCAAAGGACCCAAAUUAAGCAUGCCUGACAUUUCUGUUCCCAAAAUAUCCAUGCCACAUAUGGAUAUCAGUCUCAAAGGGCCUAAAGUCAAAGGUGAUGUGGAUGUGUCAGUUCCAAAGAUCGAGGGUGACAUGAAAGCUCCAAAGGUGGACAUUGAAGGGCCUGACAUUGAAAUUGAAGGUAGCAGAGGAGGAUUCAAAAUGCCAAAAAUAAAAAUGCCAUCAUUUGGAGUGAAAGGCCCAAAUAUUGACCUGCCAGAUGUUGAUGUCAACCUUCCCAAGGCUGAUGUUGACAUAAAAGCUCCAGAGCUGGACAUGAAAGGACCUGAAUUGGAAAUUGAGAGUCCAAGUGGAAAAAUCAAAGGAUCCAAAUUCAAAAUGCCCUCAAUCUCUGGACCAAAAAUCAACAUGCCAGAUGUGGAUUUCAACCUGAAAGGGCCAAACUUUGGGGGUGAUGUCGAUGUGUCAGUUCCAAAGAUUGAGGGUGACAUCAAAGCACCUGAACUUGACAUAGAAGGACCAGACAUGGAUAUCAAAGGGGGAUUUGAAAUGCCAAAGAUCAAAAUGCCAUCAUUUGGCUUCAAAGGCCCAAAGUUGGAAGGUCCUGAUGUUGAUGUCAACCUUCCAAAAGGAAAUAUUGACAUUGCGGGGCCUGAUGUAGACAUUGAAGGACCUGAAGGAAAACUCAAAGGACCCAAAUUAAGCAUGCCCAAAAUUUCUGGUCCCAAAAUAUCCAUGCCAGAUAUGGAUUUCAAUCUGAAAGGGCCUAAAAUCAAAGGUGAUGUGGAUGUGUCAGUUCCAAAGAUCGAGGGUGACAUGAAAGCUCCAAAGGUGGACAUUGAAGGGCCUGACUUUGAAAUUGAAGGUAGCAAAGGAGGAUUCAAAAUGCCAAAAAUAAAAAUGCCAUCAUUUGGAGUGAAAGGCCCAAAAAUUGACCUGCCAGAUGUUGAUGUCAACCUUCCCAAGGCUGAUGUUGACAUAAAAGCUCCAGAGCUUGACAUAAAAGGACCUGAGUUGGAAAUUGAGAGUCCAAGUGGAAAAAUCAAAGGAUCCAAAUUCAAAAUGCCCUCAAUCUCUGGACCAAAAAUCAACAUGCCAGAUGUGGAUUUCAAACUGAAAGGGCCAAACUUUGGGGGUGAUGUCGAUGUGUCAGUUCCAAAGAUUGAGGGUGACAUCAAAGCACCUGAACUUGACAUAGAAGGACCAGACAUGGAUAUCAAAGGGGGAUUUGAAAUGCCAAAGAUCAAAAUGCCAUCAUUUGGCUUCAAAGGCCCAAAGUUGGAAGGUCCUGAUGUUGAUGUCAACCUUCCAAAAGGAAAUAUUGACAUUGCGGGGCCUGAUGUAGACAUUGAAGGACCUGAAGGAAAACUCAAAGGACCCAAAUUAAGCAUGCCCAAAAUUUCUGGUCCCAAAAUAUCCAUGCCAGAUAUGGAUUUCAAUCUGAAAGGGCCUAAACUCAAAGGUGAUGUGGAUGUGUCAGUUCCAAAGAUCGAGGGUGACAUGAAAGCUCCAAAGGUGGACAUUGAAGGGCCUGACUUUGAAAUUGAAGGUAGCAAAGGAGGAUUCAAAAUGCCAAAAAUAAAAAUGCCAUCAUUUGGACUGAAAGGCCCAAAAAUUGACCUGCCAGAUGUUGAUGUCAACCUUCCCAAGGCUGAUGUUGACAUAAAAGCUCCAGAGCUUGACAUAAAAGGACCUGAGUUGGAAAUUGAGAGUCCAAGUGGAAAAAUCAAAGGAUCCAAAUUCAAAAUGCCCUCAAUCUCUGGACCAAAGAUCGCCAUGCCAGAUGUGGAUUUCAAACUGAAAGGGCCAAACUUUGGGGGUGAUGUCGAUGUGUCAGUUCCAAAGAUUGAGGGUGACAUCAAAGCACCUGAACUUGACAUAGAAGGACCUGACAUGGAUAUCAAAGGGGGAUUUGAAAUGCCAAAGAUCAAAAUGCCAUCAUUUGGCUUCAAAGGCCCAAAGUUGGAAGGUCCUGAUGUUGAUGUCAACCUUCCAAAAGGAAAUAUUGACAUUGCGGGGCCUGAUGUAGACAUUGAAGGACCUGAAGGAAAACUCAAAGGACCCAAAUUAAGCAUGCCCAAAAUUUCUGGUCCCAAAAUAUCCAUGCCAGAUAUGGAUUUCAAUCUGAAAGGGCCUAAACUCAAAGGUGAUGUGGAUGUGUCAGUUCCAAAGAUCGAGGGUGACAUGAAAGCUCCAAAGGUGGACAUUGAAGGGCCUGACUUUGAAAUUGAAGGUAGCAAAGGAGGAUUCAAAAUGCCAAAAAUAAAAAUGCCAUCAUUUGGAGUGAAAGGCCCAAAAAUUGACCUGCCAGAUGUUGAUGUCAACCUUCCCAAGGCUGAUGUUGACAUAAAAGCUCCAGAGCUUGACAUAAAAGGACCUGAGUUGGAAAUUGAGAGUCCAAGUGGAAAAAUCAAAGGAUCCAAAUUCAAAAUGCCCUCAAUCUCUGGACCAAAGAUCGCCAUGCCAGAUGUGGAUUUCAAACUGAAAGGGCCAAACUUUGGGGGUGAUGUCGAUGUGUCAGUUCCAAAGAUUGAGGGUGACAUCAAAGCACCUGAACUUGACAUAGAAGGACCAGACAUGGAUAUCAAAGGGGGAUUUGAAAUGCCAAAGAUCAAAAUGCCAUCAUUUGGCUUCAAAGGCCCAAAGUUGGAAGGUCCUGAUGUUGAUGUCAACCUUCCAAAAGGAAAUAUUGACAUUGCGGGGCCUGAUGUAGACAUUGAAGGACCUGAAGGAAAACUCAAAGGACCCAAAUUAAGCAUGCCCAAAAUUUCUGGUCCCAAAAUAUCCAUGCCAGAUAUGGAUUUCAAUCUGAAAGGGCCUAAACUCAAAGGUGAUGUGGAUGUGUCAGUUCCAAAGAUCGAGGGUGACAUGAAAGCUCCAAAGGUGGACAUUGAAGGGCCUGACUUUGAAAUUGAAGGUAGCAAAGGAGGAUUCAAAAUGCCAAAAAUAAAAAUGCCAUCAUUUGGAGUGAAAGGCCCAAAAAUUGACCUGCCAGAUGUUGAUGUCAACCUUCCCAAGGCUGAUGUUGACAUAAAAGCUCCAGAGCUUGACAUAAAAGGACCUGAGUUGGAAAUUGAGAGUCCAAGUGGAAAAAUCAAAGGAUCCAAAUUCAAAAUGCCCUCAAUCUCUGGACCAAAAAUCAACAUGCCAGAUGUGGAUUUCAACCUGAAAGGGCCAAACUUUGGGGGUGAUGUCGAUGUGUCAGUUCCAAAGAUUGAGGGUGACAUCAAAGCACCUGAACUUGACAUAGAAGGACCAGACAUGGAUAUCAAAGGGGGAUUUGAAAUGCCAAAGAUCAAAAUGCCAUCAUUUGGCUUCAAAGGCCCAAAGUUGGAAGGUCCUGAUGUUGAUGUCAACCUUCCAAAAGGAAAUAUUGACAUUGCGGGGCCUGAUGUAGACAUUGAAGGACCUGAAGGAAAACUCAAAGGACCCAAAUUAAGCAUGCCCAAAAUUUCUGGUCCCAAAAUAUCCAUGCCAGAUAUGGAUUUCAAUCUGAAAGGGCCUAAACUCAAAGGUGAUGUGGAUGUGUCAGUUCCAAAGAUCGAGGGUGACAUGAAAGCUCCAAAGGUGGACAUUGAAGGGCCUGACUUUGAAAUUGAAGGUAGCAAAGGAGGAUUCAAAAUGCCAAAAAUAAAAAUGCCAUCAUUUGGAGUGAAAGGCCCAAAAAUUGACCUGCCAGAUGUUGAUGUCAACCUUCCCAAGGCUGAUGUUGACAUAAAAGCUCCAGAGCUUGACAUAAAAGGACCUGAGUUGGAAAUUGAGAGUCCAAGUGGAAAAAUCAAAGGAUCCAAAUUCAAAAUGCCCUCAAUCUCUGGACCAAAGAUCGCCAUGCCAGAUGUGGAUUUCAAACUGAAAGGGCCAAACUUUGGGGGUGAUGUCGAUGUGUCAGUUCCAAAGAUUGAGGGUGACAUCAAAGCACCUGAGCUUGACAUAGAAGGACCAGACAUGGAUAUCAAAGGGGGAUUUGAAAUGCCAAAGAUCAAAAUGCCAUCAUUUGGCUUCAAAGGCCCAAAGUUGGAAGGUCCUGAUGUUGAUGUCAACCUUCCAAAAGGAAAUAUUGACAUUGCGGGGCCUGAUGUAGACAUUGAAGGACCUGAAGGAAAACUCAAAGGACCCAAAUUAAGCAUGCCCAAAAUUUCUGGUCCCAAAAUAUCCAUGCCAGAUAUGGAUUUCAAUCUGAAAGGGCCUAAACUCAAAGGUGAUGUGGAUGUGUCAGUUCCAAAGAUCGAGGGUGACAUGAAAGCUCCAAAGGUGGACAUUGAAGGGCCUGACAUUUACAUUGAAGGUAGCAAAGGAGGAUUCAAAAUGCCAAAAUUUAAAAUGCCAUCAUUUGGACAGAAAGGUCCACAUGUUGACAUGCCAGAUGUUGAUGUCAACCUUCCCAAGGCUGAUGUUGACAUCAAACCUCCAGAGCUGGACAUCAGAGGACCCAAGUUGGAAAUUGAGAGUCCAAGUGGCAAAAUCAAAGGACCCAAAUUCAACAUGCCCUCAAUCUCUGGACCAAAAAUCAACAUGCCAGAUGUGGAUUUCAACCUGAAAGGCCCAAAACUCGGGGGUGAUGCUGAUGUAUCACUUCCCAAGAUAGAGGGAGACAUCAAAGCACCUGAACUUGACAUAGAAGGACCAGACAUGGAUAUCAAAGGCCACAAAGGAGGAUUUGAAAUGCCAAAAAUCAAAAUGCCAUCAUUUGGCUUCAAAGGCCCAAAGUUAGAAGGUCCUGAUGUUGAUGUCAACCUUCCAAAAGGAAAGAUUGACAUUGAGGGACCUGCUGUUGACAUCAAAGCUCCAGAGAUUGACAUUGAAGGACCCGAUGGCAAACUCAAAGGACCUAAAUUAAGCAUGCCCAAAAUUUCUGGACCCAAAAUAUCCAUGCCAGAUGUUGAUUUUAAUAUUAAAGUCCCCAAAAUAGAGGGAGACAUGAAGUCACCCGAGCUCAAUAUCAAAGCCCCGAAUGUUGAAUUAGAAAGUCCCAAGGGUCACAUUAGUGGGCCAAAGAUUAAAUUACCAAAGGUUUCAGGACCAAAAGUUUCCCUGCCAGAUGUUGACAUCAAUCUAAAGGGGCCCAAAUUAAAAGGAGAUCUGAAAGAGGUUCAGUUGCCAAAAGCAGAGAUUCCAGAGCCAGAUGUUGACAUUAAAGGACCAGAAAUUGGAUUGAAGAAAGGAAAGUUUAAAAAGCCAAAGUUUGGAUUCAAAUCUCAUAAAGCGAAAGCCCAAGGCCCUGAACUUGACGUGAAUAUUGGUGAAUCAAGCAUGAAGGGAAAAGCUGGAGCCUCGACAAAUCUUGAUCUUGAUGUAGAAAUGACAGGUUCAAAAAGCAAGGGAUAUAAAUUUAAGAUGCCAAAAUUUGGAUUUAAGGGACCCAAGGUUGACCUGCCAGAUGUUGAUGUCAACCUUCCCAAGGCUGAUGCUGACAUCAAAGCUCCAGAUCUGGACAUCAAAGGACCCAAGUUGGAAAUUGAGAGUCCAAGUGGAAAAAUCAAAGGACCCAAAUUAAACAUGCCUUCAAUCUCUGGACCAAAAAUCAACAUGCCAGAUGUGGAUUUCAACCUAAAAGGGCCAAAACUUGGGGGUGGUGUUGAUGUAUCACUUCCCAAGAUAGAGGGAGACAUCAAAGCACCUGAGCUUGACAUAGAAGGACCUGACAUGGAUAUUGAAGGUGGCAAAGGAGGAUUUGAAAUGCCAAAGAUCAAAAUGCCAUCAUUUGGCUUCAAAGGCCCAAAGUUGGAAGGUCCUGAUGUUGAUGUCAACCUUCCAAAAGGAAAUAUUGACAUUGAGGGACCUGAUGUAGACAUUGAAGGACCUGAUGGAAAAUUCAAAGGGCCAAAAUUCAGCAUGCCUAAAAUUUCUGGUCCCAAAAUAUCCAUGCCAGAUAUGGAUUUUAAUCUGAAAGGGCCUAAAAUCAAAGGUGAUGUGGAUGUGUCAGUUCCAAAGAUUGAGGGUGAAAUUAAAGCCCCAAAUGUGGACUUUGAAGGGCCUGACAUUGACAUUGAAGGUGGUAAAGGAGGAUUUAAAAUGCCAAAAAUAAAAAUGCCAUCAUUUGGACUGAAAGCUCCACAUGUUGACAUGCCAGAUGUUGAUGUCAACCUUCCCAAGGCUGAUGUUGACAUCAAAGCUCCAGAGCUGGACAUCAAAGGACCCAAGUUGGAAAUUGAGAGUCCAAGUGGCAAAAUCAAAGGACCCAAAUUCAACAUGCCUUCAAUCUCUGGACCAAAAAUCAACAUGCCAGAUGUGGAUUUCAACCUGAAAGGCCCAAAACUUGGGGGUGAUGUUGAUGUAUCACUUCCCAAGAUAGAGGGAGACAUCAAAGCACCUGAACUUGACAUAGAAGGACCUGACAUGGAUAUUGAAGGUGGAAAAGGAGGAUUUGAAAUGCCAAAGAUCAAAAUGCCAUCAUUUGGCUUCAGAGGCCCAAAGUUGGAAGGUCCUGAUGUUGAUGUCAACCUUCCAAAAGGAAAUAUUGACAUUGAGGGACCUGAUGUAGACAUUGAAGGACCUGAUGGAAAACUCAAAGGACCCAAAUUUAAAAUGCCCAAAAUUUCUGGUCCCAAAAUAUCCAUGCCAGAUAUGGAUUUCAAUCUGAAAGGGCCUAAAAUCAAAGGUGAUGUGGAUGUGUCAGUUCCAAAGAUCGAGGGUGAAAUCAAAGCCCCAAAUGUGGACUUUGAAGGGCCUGACAUUGACAUUGAAGGUAACAAAGGAGGAUUCAAAAUGCCUAAAUUUAAAAUGCCAUCAUUUGGACUGAAAGGUCCACAUGUUGAAAUGCCAGAUGUUGAUGUCAACCUUCCCAAGGCUGAUGUUGACAUCAAAGCUCCAGAGCUGGACAUCAAAGGACCCAAGUUGGAAAUUGAGAGUCCAAGUGGCAAAAUCAAAGGACCCAAAUUCAACAUGCCUUCAAUCUCUGGACCAAAAAUCAACAUGCCAGAUGUGGAUUUCAACCUGAAAGGCCCAAAACUUGGGGGUGAUGUUGAUGUAUCACUUCCCAAGAUAGAGGGAGACAUCAAAGCACCUGAACUUGACAUAGAAGGACCAGACAUUGACAUUGGAGGUGGCCACAAAGGAGGAUUUGAAAUGCCAAAGAUCAAAAUGCCAUCAUUUGGCUUCAAAGGCCCAAAGUUGGAAGGUCCUGAUGUUGAUGUCAACCUUCCAAAAGGAAAUAUUGACAUUGAGGGACCUGAUGUAGACAUUGAAGGACCUGAUGGAAAAUUCAAAGGGCCAAAAUUCAGCAUGCCUAAAAUUUCUGGUCCCAAAAUAUCCAUGCCAGAUAUGGAUUUCAAUCUGAAAGGGCCUAAAAUCAAAGGUGAUGUGGAUGUGUCAGUUCCAAAGAUUGAGGGUGAAAUCAAAGCCCCAAAUGUGGACUUUGAAGGGCCUGACAUUGACAUUGACGGUAACAAAGGAGGAUUCAAAAUGCCUAAAUUUAAAAUGCCAUCAUUUGGACAGAAAGGUCCACAUGUUGACAUGCCAGAUGUUGAUGUCAACCUUCCCAAGGCUGAUGUUGACAUCAAAGCUCCAGAGCUGGACAUCAAAGGACCCAAGUUGGAAAUUGAGAGUCCAAGUGGCAAAAUCAAAGGACCCAAAUUCAACAUGCCUUCAAUCUCUGGACCAAAAAUCAACAUGCCAGAUGUGGAUUUCAACCUGAAAGGCCCAAAACUUGGGGGUGAUGUUGAUGUAUCACUUCCCAAGAUAGAGGGAGACAUCAAAGCACCUGAACUUGACAUAGAAGGACCAGACAUUGACAUUGGAGGUGGCCACAAAGGAGGAUUUGAAAUGCCAAAGAUCAAAAUGCCAUCAUUUGGCUUCAAAGGCCCAAAGUUGGAAGGUCCUGAUGUUGAUGUCAACCUUCCAAAAGGAAAUAUUGACAUUGAGGGACCUGAUGUAGACAUUGAAGGACCUGAUGGAAAACUCAAAGGGCCAAAAUUCAGCAUGCCCAAAAUUUCUGGACCCAAAAUAUCCAUGCCAGAUAUGGAUUUCAAUCUGAAAGGGCCUAAACUUGGGGGUGGUGUUGAUGUAUCACUACCUAAGAUAGAGGGAGACAUCAAAGCACCUGAACUUGACAUAGAAGGACCUGACAUGAAUAUCAAAGGCCACAAAGGAGGAUUUGAUAUGCCAAAGAUCAAAAUGCCAUCAUUUGGCUUCAAAGGCCCAAAGUUGGAAGGUCCUGAUGUUGAUGUCAACCUUCCAAAAGGAAAUAUUGACAUUGAGGGACCUGAUGUAGACAUUGAAGGACCUGAUGGAAAACUCAAAGGACCCAAAUUUAAAAUGCCCAAAAUUUCUGGUCCCAAAAUAUCCAUGCCAGAUAUGGAUUUCAAUCUGAAAGGGCCUAAAAUCAAAGGUGAUGUGGAUGUGUCAGUUCCAAAGAUCGAGGGUGAAAUCAAAGCCCCAAAUGUGGACUUUGAAGGGCCUGACAUUGACAUUGAAGGUAACAAAGGAGGAUUCAAAAUGCCUAAAUUUAAAAUGCCAUCAUUUGGACUGAAAACUCCACAUGUUGAAAUGCCAGAUGUUGAUGUCAACCUUCCCAAGGCUGAUGUUGACAUCAAAGCUCCAGAGCUGGACAUCAAAGGACCCAAGUUGGAAAUUGAGAGUCCAAGUGGAAAAAUCAAAGGACCCAAAUUAAACAUGCCUUCAAUCUCUGGACCAAAAAUCAACAUGCCAGAUGUGGAUUUCAACCUGAAAGGCCCAAAACUUGGGGGUGGUGUUGAUGUAUCACUUCCCAAGAUAGAGGGAGACAUCAAAGCACCUGAACUUGACAUAGAAGGACCAGACAUUGACAUUGGAGGUGGCCACAAAGGAGGAUUUGAAAUGCCAAAGAUCAAAAUGCCAUCAUUUGGCUUCAAAGGCCCAAAGUUGGAAAGUCCUGAUGUUGAUGUCAACCUUCCAAAAGGAAAUAUUGACAUUGAGGGACCUGAUGUAGACAUUGAAGGACCUGAUGGAAAACUCAAAGGACCCAAAUUUAAAAUGCCCAAAAUUUCUGGUCCCAAAAUAUCCAUGCCAGAUAUGGAUUUCAAUCUGAAAGGGCCUAAAAUCAAAGGUGAUGUGGAUGUGUCAGUUCCAAAGAUUGAGGGUGAAAUCAAAGCCCCAAAUGUGGACUUUGAAGGGCCAGACAUUGACAUUGGAGGUGGCCACAAAGGAGGAUUUGAAAUGCCAAAGAUCAAAAUGCCAUCAUUUGGCUUCAAAGGCCCAAAGUUGGAAGGUCCUGAUGUUGAUGUCAACCUUCCAAAAGGAAAUAUUGACAUUGAGGGACCUGAUGUAGACAUUGAAGGACCUGAUGGAAAACUCAAAGGGCCAAAAUUCAGCAUGCCCAAAAUUUCUGGACCCAAAAUAUCCAUGCCAGAUAUGGAUUUCAAUCUGAAAGGGCCUAAACUUGGGGGUGGUGUUGAUGUAUCACUACCUAAGAUAGAGGGAGACAUCAAAGCACCUGAACUUGACAUAGAAGGACCUGACAUGAAUAUCAAAGGCCACAAAGGAGGAUUUGAUAUGCCAAAGAUCAAAAUGCCAUCAUUUGGCUUCAAAGGCCCAAAGUUGGAAGGUCCUGAUGUUGAUGUCAACCUUCCAAAAGGAAAUAUUGACAUUGAGGGACCUGAUGUAGACAUUGAAGGACCUGAUGGAAAACUCAAAGGACCCAAAUUUAAAAUGCCCAAAAUUUCUGGUCCCAAAAUAUCCAUGCCAGAUAUGGAUUUCAAUCUGAAAGGGCCUAAAAUCAAAGGUGAUGUGGAUGUGUCAGUUCCAAAGAUCGAGGGUGAAAUCAAAGCCCCAAAUGUGGACUUUGAAGGGCCUGACAUUGACAUUGAAGGUAACAAAGGAGGAUUCAAAAUGCCUAAAUUUAAAAUGCCAUCAUUUGGACUGAAAACUCCACAUGUUGAAAUGCCAGAUGUUGAUGUCAACCUUCCCAAGGCUGAUGUUGACAUCAAAGCUCCAGAGCUGGACAUCAAAGGACCCAAGUUGGAAAUUGAGAGUCCAAGUGGAAAAAUCAAAGGACCCAAAUUAAACAUGCCUUCAAUCUCUGGACCAAAAAUCAACAUGCCAGAUGUGGAUUUCAACCUGAAAGGCCCAAAACUUGGGGGUGGUGUUGAUGUAUCACUUCCCAAGAUAGAGGGAGACAUCAAAGCACCUGAACUUGACAUAGAAGGACCAGACAUUGACAUUGGAGGUGGCCACAAAGGAGGAUUUGAAAUGCCAAAGAUCAAAAUGCCAUCAUUUGGCUUCAGAGGCCCAAAGUUGGAAAGUCCUGAUGUUGAUGUCAACCUUCCAAAAGGAAAUAUUGACAUUGAGGGACCUGAUGUAGACAUUGAAGGACCUGAUGGAAAACUCAAAGGACCCAAAUUUAAAAUGCCCAAAAUUUCUGGUCCCAAAAUAUCCAUGCCAGAUAUGGAUUUCAAUCUGAAAGGGCCUAAAAUCAAAGGUGAUGUGGAUGUGUCAGUUCCAAAGAUUGAGGGUGAAAUCAAAGCCCCAAAUGUGGACUUUGAAGGGCCUGACAUUGACAUUGACGGUAACAAAGGAGGAUUCAAAAUGCCUAAAUUUAAAAUGCCAUCAUUUGGACUAAAAGCUCCACAUGUUGAAAUGCCAGAUGUUGAUGUCAACCUUCCCAAGGCUGAUGUUGACAUCAAAGCUCCAGAGCUGGACAUCAAAGGACCCAAGUUGGAAAUUGAGAGUCCAAGUGGCAAAAUCAAAGGACCCAAAUUAAACAUGCCCUCAAUCUCUGGACCAAAAAUCAACAUGCCAGAUGUGGAUUUCAACCUGAAAGGCCCAAAACUUGGGGGUGGUGUUGAUGUAUCACUACCUAAGAUAGAGGGAGACAUCAAAGCACCUGAACUUGACAUAGAAGGACCUGACAUGGAUAUUGAAGGUGGAAAAGGAGGAUUUGAAAUGCCAAAGAUCAAAAUGCCAUCAUUUGGCUUCAGAGGCCCAAAGUUGGAAGGUCCUGAUGUUGAUGUCAACCUUCCCAAGGCUGAUGUUGACAUCAAAGCUCCAGAGCUGGACAUCAAAGGACCCAAGUUGGAAAUUGAGAGUCCAAGUGGCAAAAUCAAAGGACCCAAAUUCAACAUGCCUUCAAUCUCUGGACCAAAAAUCAACAUGCCAGAUGUGGAUUUCAACCUGAAAGGCCCAAAACUCGGGGGUGAUGCUGAUGUAUCACUUCCCAAGAUAGAGGGAGACAUCAAAGCACCUGAACUUGACAUAGAAGGACCAGACAUUGACAUUGGAGGUGGCCACAAAGGAGGAUUUGAAAUGCCAAAGAUCAAGAUGCCAUCAUUUGGCUUCAAAGGCCCAAAGUUGGAAGGUCCUGAUGUUGAUGUCAACCUUCCAAAAGGAAAUAUUGACAUUGAGGGACCUGAUGUAGACAUUGAAGGACCUGAUGGAAAAUUCAAAGGGCCAAAAUUCAGCAUGCCUAAAAUUUCUGGUCCCAAAAUAUCCAUGCCAGAUAUGGAUUUCAAUCUGAAAGGGCCUAAAAUCAAAGGUGAUGUGGAUGUGUCAGUUCCAAAGAUCAAGGGUGACAUCAAAGCUCCUAAGGUGGACUUUGAAGGGCCUGACAUUGACAUUGAAGGUAGCAAAGGAGGAUUCAAAAUGCCAACAUUUAAAAUGCCAUCAUUUGGACUGAAAGGUCCACAUGUUGAAAUGCCAGAUGUUGAUGUCAACCUUCCCAAGGCUGAUGUUGACAUCAAAGCUCCAGAGCUGGACAUCAAAGGACCCAAGUUGGAAAUUGAGAGUCCAAGUGGCAAAAUCAAAGGACCCAAAUUCAACAUGCCUUCAAUCUCUGGACCAAAAAUCAACAUGCCAGAUGUGGAUUUCAACCUGAAAGGCCCAAAACUUGGGGGUGAUGUUGAUGUAUCACUUCCCAAGAUAGAGGGAGACAUCAAAGCACCUGAACUUGACAUAGAAGGACCAGACAUUGACAUUGGAGGUGGCCACAAAGGAGGAUUUGAAAUGCCAAAGAUCAAAAUGCCAUCAUUUGGCUUCAAAGGCCCAAAGUUGGAAGGUCCUGAUGUUGAUGUCAACCUUCCAAAAAGAAAUAUUGACAUUGAGGGACCUGAUGUAGACAUUGAAGGACCUGAUGGAAAAUUCAAAGGGCCAAAAUUCAGCAUGCCUAAAAUUUCUGGUCCCAAAAUAUCCAUGCCAGACAUGGAUUUCAAUCUGAAAGGGCCUAAACUCAAAGGUGAUGUGGAUGUGUCAGUUCCAAAGAUCAAGGGUGACAUCAAAGCUCCUAAGGUGGACAUUGAAGGGCCUGACAUUGACAUUGAAGGUGGUAAAGGAGGAUUCAAAAUGCCAACAUUUAAAAUGCCAUCAUUUGGACUAAAAGGUCCACAUGUCGACAUGCCAGAUGUUGAUGUCAACCUUCCCAAGGCUGAUGUUGACAUCAAAGCUCCAGAGCUGGACAUAAAAGGACCCAAGUUGGAAAUUGAGAGUCCAAGUGGCAAAAUCAAAGGACCCAAAUUAAACAUGCCCUCAAUCUCUGGACCAAAAAUCAACAUGCCAGAUGUGGAUUUCAACCUGAAAGGCCCAAAACUUGGGGGUGAUGUUGAUGUAUCACUUCCCAAGAUAGAGGGAGACAUCAAAGCACCUGAACUUGACAUAGAAGGACCUGACAUGAAUAUCAAAGGCCACAAAGGAGGAUUUGAUAUGCCAAAGAUCAAAAUGCCAUCAUUUGGCUUCAAAGGCCCAAAGUUGGAAGGUCCUGAUGUUGAUGUCAACCUUCCAAAAGGAAAUAUUGACAUUGAGGGACCUGAUGUAGACAUUGAAGGACCUGAUGGAAAAUUCAAAGGGCCAAAAUUCAGCAUGCCCAAAAUUUCUGGACCCAAAAUAUCCAUGCCAGAUAUGGAUUUCAAUCUGAAAGGGCCUAAACUCAAAGGUGAUGUGGAUGUGUCAGUUCCAAAGAUCGAGGGUGACAUCAAAGCUCCUAAGGUGGACAUUGAAGGGCCUGACAUUGACAUUGAAGGUGGUAAAGGAGGAUUUAAAAUGCCAAAAAUAAAAACGCCAUCUUUUGGAUUGAAAGGUCCACAUGUUGACCUGCCAGAUGUUGAUGUCAACCUUCCCAAGGCUGAUGUUGACAUCAAAGCUCCAGAGCUGGACAUCAAAGGACCCAAGUUGGAAAUUGAGAGUCCAAGUGGCAAAAUCAAAGGACCCAAAUUCAACAUGCCUUCAAUCUCUGGACCAAAAAUCAACAUGCCAGAUGUGGAUUUCAACCUAAAAGGACCAAAACUUGGGGGUGAUGUUGCUGUAUCACUUCCCAAGAUAGAGGGAGACAUCAAAGCACCUGAACUUGACAUAGAAGGACCAGACAUGGAUAUCAAAGGAGGAUUUGAUAUGCCAAAGAUCAAAAUGCCAUCAUUUGGCUUCAAAGGCCCAAAGUUGGAAGGUCCUGAUGUUGAUGUCAACCUUCCAAAAGGAAAUAUUGACAUUGAGGGACCUGAUGUAGACAUUGAAGGACCUGAUGGAAAAUUCAAAGGACCCAAAUUCAGCAUGCCCAAAAUUUCUGGUCCCAAAAUCUCCAUGCCAGACAUGGAUUUCAGUCUUAAAGGGCCUAAAGUCAAAGGUGAUGUGGAUGUGUCAGUUCCAAAGAUUGAGAGUGACAUCCAAGGUCCAAGUGCAAAUAUAUCAGGUCCAGCUAUUGGUAUGGAGUCUGGCUCAAGCAGUUUUGGCAAAAUGGGUGUGUCUUUUCCCAAAUUCAAAGGUCCUAAGUUUGGAAUGAAAGCCCCUGAUGUUUCAUUUACAACAGCUGAAGGAAGUUUAGACCCUGAAAGUGACAUACAUGUAAAGGGGAAGAAGGGUAAAUUCAAACUUCAAGGAAAAGGAAAAGUCAAGAAACCUGAUACUGAGGUGACACCACCAGCAGCAGACUUGGAUCUUGACACACCUCAUUACCGAGUGAAAGGAACAAAGGGGAAAAAGCCUCUUUUCGGAAAAAUUCAUUUUCCCGAUGUGGAGUUAGACAUCAAAACACCAAAGACAAAAUUAGAUGGAUCUUUAUCAGAGGGAUUAAAAUCUUCUGACAUAGAUAUGCCAUCUGCUAGCCUGACCACUGCCACAACAAAGGUUAGUUUGGAAGGGCCAGAUGGAAAAUUCAAGUCCCCUGACAUAAAACCUCCAAAUGUGAACCUCUCUGCCUCUGGUAUUGAUACAGAUUUAAAAGGAAAAGCAGAUGCAACACUGUCUGGAGGUAUUAAAGGCCCAAACAUUAAUGUGAAAGGUGAUGCAAGGAUUGGCACCGGUAUCUCAGGGACCACUGCAAUUAGUGGCCUUCACUUCCCAGAAGGUAGUGUGACCUUUCCCAAAAUGAAAGUACCAAAAUUUGGUAUUCUUCUGCCUCAGAUGGAAGGGCAGCAGCGUGGAGGUCAUUGUAGUUCAGAACUUGGAGCAAGCGGAGGAAUAAACACACAGUCUCCAUCUGUUAGUCUUGUCAGUUCGCAGGACAUUGAGAUUUCCAGUCCAGAAUUUAGACAUAGUGAAGGCAAAGUAAAAGUGAAGAUACCAAAGUUUUUCGGAAAACCAAAAGCAAAAGGCAGUAGUGUAGGUGACCUUAGAGGACCAGAGGUAGUCUCCAAGGACACUGGGGAAUUGAACUUAGCACUGGAGGGUGAUACUGGGCUGAAUGUGUCAUCUAAAGGAAAGUCAGCCUCACUAGAUCUAUUUAAAAAAUCGAGGCACCGAUCCUCUUCUCUUAGUGAUGAGGGAGAGCUUGCCAUUAGCUCUCCUUCCACUCACUUAGAGGCUGAAGAGGGAGACAUUUCAUUAGACCUUGGAGGAAGCAAGGUAAAAGGAAAGAAAGGCAAGUUGAAGUUUGGCACCUUUGGAGGUUUUGGUUCAAAGUCAAAAGGCUCAUAUGAAGUGACACUUGGUGAGGACAGUGAAGCAAGAGCAGAAGGAAGUGCAGGUAUUUCUCUACCCUCCAAGAAAUCUAGAUUGUCUUCAUCUUCAAGCAGUGACAGUGGUUCAAGAGGUGGUUUCAGGUUCCCAAGACUUGAACUAUCUGUUUCACCCAAAAAAUAAAUAUUUUGGAAGACAACUGACCUUUAUCAUAUACACCCAAACACCCUCUCCUGACACGACAGGUUACUUAUACACUAGUCUUUAAAUAGUUUAGAGGGCAUACAAGGUCAUCUCAUUGAUGUCAACCAUGAGUCAAACUUUCUUUAAUAAUGGACCUGAGUGCAUAAGAUUGUUCAAAAUCCCUUUCAAGUGUAAAUAAGAUUGAUUUGUAUUGUAAAAAAUAAAAGUAGCCGUUUUUUUGUACAUAGUCCAGAGUUAUUGAAAAAAUUCCAUCUCACCUUUUAUCAACAAUUCAAUACAAGUUUUGCCAUUUUGUAAAAUGUCAUUCUAUAAGAUGAAUAUUUUUAAGACUGGAUGUGGUAUAACUGAAUCAAGGGAGCUAUUACACAGAACAGACAGUUAGGCAAGUUAUUUUGAAGGACAACGUUGUUAAUACACUUUGAUAUUUACAUACAUACAUACAUACAUACAUACAUAAGCACCUACCAUUGUUUAUGGGUGAAAUUAUUUUAUUUUUAAGCUUUAGUGUUAUAAAACCUGUGCAAAAAUCAUAUUUUGACAUAGAUCUGGCCCUUUUACAACACAAUAUGAAAAGAAAUAACAUGUUGUAUAUAGCUUAACACAAUUGCAAAGACAAUCACUAUUUCAAAACUAUCAACCCUCUGAAGUGCUGUCUAUAGUUUUGUUUAUUCUAAUGAACAUUUUUCAACUUUGACGUUAUGUGCAAAUUAAAAAAAUGCAUUUGCUAAUUUUUUAAAACAUAUUUCAAUCCCUUGUCUUGUCAUUUUCAUGCUCGCCUAUUUUCCAAUUGUCUGUAUUUUAUUUCCUUGUUUUUCUGCCACUGCCUUUGUACACACAUUUGAUUAAGAAAAAUGUAACAAAUAAACAGUCACUUUUGGA